Messenger RNA from Pelecanus crispus (Dalmatian pelican), 2489 nucleotides. Lineage: Eukaryota; Metazoa; Chordata; Aves; Pelecaniformes; Pelecanidae. The record is from RefSeq and is a predicted model, not a curated record.
UUCCCCUGCUGCAGGUGUGAUGGACAGGUAGCAGAAGAUUUCACUUUGAUAUCAGGGAAUCAGAAUGACCGAGUGCUUCCUGCCUCCCACUAGCAGCCCCAGUGAACACCGUCGGGUAGAACACAGUGGGGGUCUUGCUCGUACUCCCAGCUCUGAAGAAAUCAGUCCUACAAAAUUCCCUGGAUUGUACCGCACCGGUGAGCCUUCACCACCUCAUGACAGCUUGCAUGAGCCUCCAGAUAUAGUAUCCGAUGAUGAAAAGGAGCAUGGGAAGAAGAAAGGAAAAUUUAAGAAGAAAGAAAAAAGAACGGAAGGUUAUGCUGCAUUUCAAGAGGACAGUUCCGGUGAUGAAGCUGAAAGUCCUUCAAAGUUGAAGCGGUCCAAGGGAAUACAUGUCUUCAAGAAACCCAGCUUUUCCAAAAAAAAGGAAAAGGAUUUUAAAAUAAAAGAGAAACCCAAAGAUGAAAAGCACAAGGAAGACAAACACAAGGAAGACAAACAUAAAGAGAAGAAGUCAAAAGACUUAACUGCAGCAGAUGUUGUAAAACAGUGGAAAGAGAAGAAGAAAAAGAAAAAGCCAAUUCAGGAGACAGAGAUACCUCAAGUGGAUGUUCCAAGUCAUAGACCCGUGUUUGGCAUUCCUUUGUCUGAUGCAGUAGACAGGACCAUGAUGUAUGAUGGCAUCCGCCUGCCAGCAGUUUUCCGUGAAUGUAUAGAUUACGUAGAGAAGUAUGGCAUGAAAUGUGAAGGCAUCUACAGAGUUUCAGGAAUAAAAUCAAAAGUUGAUGAGCUAAAAGCAGCCUAUGAUCGAGAAGAAUCUCCCAACUUGGAAGAAUACGAGCCCAAUACAGUAGCCAGCUUGCUGAAACAGUACCUACGAGAACUGCCUGAAAAUUUGCUUACCAAAGAGCUAAUGCCCCGCUUUGAAGAUGCUUGUGGGAAGAGCACAGAAGCUGAGAAAGUCCAGGAGUGCCAGAGGUUGCUGAAAGAGUUGCCAGAGUGUAACCAUCUCCUAAUUUCUUGGCUGAUUGUGCAUAUGGACCAUGUUAUUGCGAAGGAACUGGAAACAAAAAUGAACAUCCAGAAUAUUUCUAUAGUGCUCAGCCCUACUGUCCAGAUCAGCAACCGUGUCCUGUAUGUAUUUUUUACACAUGUCCAGGAGUUCUUUGGGAAUGUGACCCUAAAGCAGGUGACAAAACCUCUUCGCUGGUCAAAUAUGGCAACAAUGCCAGCACUUCCAGAAACACAAGAAAGCAUCAAAGAAGAAAUCAGGCGACAGGAGUUCCUACUGAACUGUUUACACAGAGACUUGCAGGCAGGGAUAAAAGACUUAUCCAAAGAAGAGAGACUCUGGGAGGUGCAAAGAAUCUUAACAGCUCUUAAGAGGAAACUAAGAGAAGCUAAGAGACAGGAGUGUGAAACAAAGAUUGCACAAGAAAUUGCUAGCCUUUCAAAGGAGGAUGUCUCCAAAGAAGAAAUGAAUGAGAACGAAGAAGUUAUAAAUAUUCUGCUUGCACAGGAGAACGAGAUUUUAACAGAACAAGAAGAACUGCUGGCCAUGGAGCAGUUUCUGCGGAGACAGAUUGCCUCGGAGAAGGAAGAAAUAGAUCGCCUUCGAGCAGAAAUAGCUGAAAUACAAAGUCGCCAGCAGCAUGGCCGAAGUGAAACUGAGGAAUAUUCUUCCGAGAGUGAAAGUGAGAGUGAAGAUGAGGAGGAACUGCAGGUCAUCCUGGAAGACUUGCAGAGGCAGAAUGAGGAACUGGAGAUCAAGAACAAUCACCUGAACCAAGCGAUUCACGAGGAGCGAGAGGCCAUCAUAGAACUGCGAGUGCAGCUUCGACUACUGCAGCGAGCUAAAUCAGAGCAGCAGGUGCAGGAAGAAGAGGAGCCAGAAAAACGCGGGGGUGUUUCUCAGCAGCAAAGAGACAGUGUCCUGGAGACAAAAGCAGCCAAAGAGCAGCCAAAGGCAAGCAAGGAGCAGCAAGUCAAGCCAUCGCCAAGCAAAGACAGGAAAGAAACUCCAAUUUGAUCCGGCUCCUUGGAUAUGCAUCAAAUCAACCGAACUGUGCAAAUUACUGUAAUUUGAGUCAAACUGCACAAAUUAUUGCUGGCUGUGUACAUUCUGUAAAGAAACUUUUCUUUUAAGCCCUGGAGACUUUUGUCUCUAAUACUUGUGGCAUCUACUCAUCAGACUCAGGUGAGUUUGCAGAGGCCAGAAGAGUUUUCCAGUUAGUAUCAGAUUAUUUCAAGACUGGUUUCCUUCAGGUGAUUUAAAAUAAUUCAGUAACAGUUUUAUUUUUAAACCAAAAUCAUUAUUUACAUUCAUUGGCGCAGAAUUGGGAGAUCUCAUUUUCAGUAAAUAAACAAACCCCCACCCACACUUAUUAUUUGCCUUGUGAACCUAUUCAUCCUCAUUCACCAUUAUUUCUGCUUACUAACCUAGUCACUUCUUGCUUGUGCCUUUGAUACCUUUCUGAUGCAGAUUAUAU